UUUUUCUCUAUUUUUUUUUCUUCAUUUGGUUUUCCAACGCGCAACCGAAAAGGCGUUCACCUCAAUCACAUGUUAGUAAUCAACCUAAUCAACAAUCAGUGAAUUAAAUUGUCAACUAAGAAAUGGAAUUUACUGAUCUAAUUAAGACACAUAAGCUUGAAAAUGUGAUCCUUCAUCGACCCUUUUGGGAGCCUAUUGAAUGUGCUCUAUGUAUAACUAGUCAUCAAUUGUUGGUCUCAUCAAGAAAAAUUGAUGGUGAUGAAUUAUGGCUUCUCCAUUCGAUUGUUGAUGUUGUUGAAAGAAAGGCUACUCCAACUGGUGGAAGUAUAACUUUAAAGUGUAAAGAUUUUCGUAUCAUUCAACUGGAUAUUCGUGGUAACGAGGAGUUUAACAAUGUUGCCAAUUCCAUUGAUUGCCUAUCAAAUAUCGAUGACCCUCGACUGUUAUUCCCUUUCUAUUAUCCAUGUAACUUCGAGAUAGUUGAAGAUGGUUGGGAUGCAUUCCAAAUUGAGAAAGAAUUCUCAAAAAUCAUGAUGUACUCAGAUGCCUGGAGAAUCAGUUAUGUAAACAAAAAUUUCACGGUAUGUCCAUCUUAUCCUGAAGCUGUAAUUGUUCCUAAAUCAAUUAACGAUGAAACAAUCAUUGGAAUCGCUUCUUUCCGAUGCCUUGGUAGAUUCCCUGUUCUCAGUUAUCUUCACAAAAGUAACAAGGCAGUAAUUUUACGAAGUGGUCAACCAAUGGUUGGAACAAGUUCGAAAAGGUGUAAAGAAGAUGAAAAGUUGAUCAACACUGUAUUAGGAUCUCAAAAGAGAGGAUAUAUUAUCGAAACAAGAACACAAAAUUUAGCUCAACUUGCAAGAAGCAAAGGUGGAGGCUUUGAACCGGAAGUACAUUACCCUCUCUGGAGAAGAGUUCAUAAACCGAUUGAUCGACAUUCAUCUCUAUUGGAUUCACUGAGUAAACUUGUCGAAUUAUGUAAUGAAACUUCAUGUUCGAUGGAUAAAUUUUUAUCUCGCCUUGAAUCUUGUGGAUGGUUAAGUCACAUUAAAGAUGUCCUAAUGUGUGCCUGCCUUGUAGCUCAAUGUAUUGACCAAGAAGAAGCGUCGGUUCUAGUCCAUGGAGCUGAGGGAAUGGAUUCAACGUUACAAGUUUGUUCAUUGGCACAAGUUAUUCUUGAUCCUGAUUGUCGUACAGUCCAUGGAUUUGAAGCACUAAUUGAACGUGAAUGGAUUCAAAGUGGUCAUCCAUUUGCAACCCGAUGUAAACAUGGUGCAUAUACUAUUCCCUCUUCUCGAACCCGUGAACAAAGUCCAAUAUUUUUGGUCUUUCUUGAUUGUGUCUAUCAAAUUUAUCACCAAUUUCCCUGUUCAUUUGAGUUUAAUGAGAAAUUUUUAAUUAUGCUCUUCGAACAUGCCUAUGCAUCACCUUUUGGUACUUUUCUGGAAAAUUGUCUUAAACAACGAAAGGCACUUGAAAUUUCAAAGAAAACCGUUUCUCUCUGGUCUUACAUUAAUCGGCCUGAUAAAAUUUGCGAUUAUCUUAAUCCAGCAUACGAACCAAAUAAUUCAGUCAUCUGGCCCUCAGUUGCUCCUCAAAGUAUUGUUCUUUGGGAAGCAAUGUACCUCCGAUGGUCAAUCCCUCAAGGCUAUCGUGAUGAAAUGUACACUGCAAUCUCACAACUCAAAGAUUACGAGAAAGAAAUGAAAACCAAAGCUGCCAAACUCAGAACACAAUUGUUACAACUUGCGAUUGCAAAUCGUUAAACCUAUCGAAACCACUUCUUCUUUUUUUAUAUAAUAUGGGGAUAAAAAUUUGAACAAUUUAUUAAUCCAAUUAACUCAAUAUUAAUUACGUUUGCUCUGUUUAUCAACAAAAAUCAAUUUUUCUUUACUCUUAAGUUAUUAUUAUCAUUGAUUGUUUACUAACCUCCCUCCUUAAAAAAAGUAUUGUUACUUAUAUAAUAUUUCAAACGAAAACUAAUUUUGUAAUCUCAAUCACAGAUAAAUUAGUUUGAAUUUGAAACUCAGAAAAAUCAAUUCUGAUUUUGUAAACAAUCAACUUGGAAAUUAAUCAAUUUUCCCAAUUGUUAAUCAAUUAAAAAUUUUAUCUGUCAAA
This is a messenger RNA of Panonychus citri (citrus red mite), 2115 nucleotides long. Its product is annotated as myotubularin-related protein 9-like. Bases 123 to 1763 code for a protein of 546 amino acids. The record is from RefSeq and is a predicted model, not a curated record. The transcript has 10 exons. Gene Ontology annotation, biological process: negative regulation of autophagy. NCBI's taxonomy places the organism in Eukaryota, Metazoa, Arthropoda, Arachnida, Trombidiformes, Tetranychidae.